Messenger RNA from Hyalella azteca, 11505 nucleotides. RefSeq lists its product as uncharacterized. The coding region runs from base 102 to 10298 and encodes 3398 amino acids. The record is from RefSeq and is a predicted model, not a curated record. The transcript is spliced from 2 exons. NCBI's taxonomy places the organism in Eukaryota, Metazoa, Arthropoda, Malacostraca, Amphipoda, Hyalellidae.
ACAAAAUAUUUCAUUACAUAUGCCCACACCAUCUGUGGGUGGUAAAUCCAAAUGAUUUCUAUACUAAGUGUGGUCAAAUUGAGGCAUCUCUUUGCAGUUAAAUGGAUUUGAGUAAGGAAGCAAGUGGCCGGAAGUGGCGUGGAAUAGCAAAGAAAGGCAAGAGAAGAGAUGUGGGGUUACUCCAGCCGAGCAGCAGCACUCAGCCAGAGACCCUGGAGCCCUACAUGCCUGCCUUGUCCAAGCGUCAAUCAACCAGCAUUGCACCUCCUCAUCACCACCAUAAUGCCGCUUCUCAGAAUUUGGAUACUAAACCAAAUAGCACAAUUACACCUACAACAAAGCCUGAACUUCUUAAUUGUGCAUCUAAUGCUAAAAAUUGUAGGAGAUCGUCUUCUCCUAUCCCUAAGAAAACAGGUUCAAAAUCCAUAGGGAACUUCAUUAGAGUUGGAGGAAAUACCACAGUUAGUUCUAAGAAAACCAAAUUACAUCCUCCUAUUGAUCAAGAAUUGCAAGAAAAGCUUUCUUCUAAGGUAAAAUCAAGUGACUUUGAGUCUCGGUCUGACCGUUUGUCUAAGAAUACUAAAUCAAAAAAAUAUCCCUUCAAGCACUCCAAGGAUUCAAAACAUUACUCUGACCGUGAAGGUGAAGAGAAUAUAAACUAUUGGUGUGAUAAAAAUUUGAAUGUUCAGAAUGAUAAUAAUUUCCAUGAAGAUUUCAUUGAAAAAUCUCACAAGUCUUUGCCCACACUGUCUGACGAAAAGGAAUCAGCCUCUCCGACCCAGUCCCAGAAGAAAAAUAAAAAGAAAUGUGGCUUUAUGAGGCCCGCUCAUCUACAGAAAAAGAACCAUUGUUCUUCUACAUCUUCUCAUCACUCUGGAGAUGAAGUUAAAUCAUGUACUAAUUCAUUUGAAGUCACAACUAAAUCAUUGGUCAAGGAAAAUCAAUCUUCUAAGAAGAAUCUGCAAACCCAGAGCAAGUCUUUACUCCCUGCUACAGAACGAAUGAAUAGAUCUCAUUCAAAUCUUCAAAUGCAUACCAGGAAAUCUGUAUCAAGUGAAAAUAACGGCAGUGAUGCAAGAAACUUAAAUCUUAGUUCUGAGUGCAUUGGUGUAGGAAUUUCAAGUGACCACUCCAAUUCGGACCUCAAAAACCAAAGUUUAGAAAAAGCUGAUUCUGUCAAGGGUUGUACUAAGAAUGAAGCCCAAUUAACUGGUAAUAAUAAAAAUCCCGAAAAGAAACGAAGAAAAUCACGAAACGCCAAAGAAACCUGUAAAAAUUCUCGGAAUUUGCCCAGUGCUAGCUCAAAUCAAGACAAGAAACCAUUUUUUAAUGAAAAUGCGAGACGUAGCCAUUCUCCUCCUGUUGAAAGUGUUCAUCUGAAUUGUUCACGAGUGAAUGAGGAAAGAAAUUAUAGCUCUGAUUUAGCAAAGAAUGGACCGUGUGUUGAUUUUGAAAAAUUUGAUGAGAAGUCAAACAAUAGUUUAUUGCAAGAGACAAACGAGAAGCUGACAGAAGCACCUAAUUGCAGAAGGAACAACCACCGCAAGCAUCAUAGGAACAGAGGUGUUGAUGGCUAUGCUGUAAAUAAUGUGGAUGAGAGUGUUGAAUCUAGUCUUAGUACAGCGGAAUUGAACAAAGAAUCUGUAGCUUUGAAUUCAAAUAAUCAGUUUGAAGUGAAGGGCAGUGUAGAAAAUACUAAUCUUGGUGAAGAUGAUAGAAGACAGGUUAAGAAACACAAACCCCAAUCUGUUCAUACCGAAAAUAGAGACAUCAGGACUAGACGUUCAGUGGCAUCAGGUGAAAGCUUUGUUGUGGGCGUCAUCGAAGAUAGCGUGCCAAAUUUGCUAGACAGCACUAAGAAAAUGAGAUGUCUGCGUUCUCAUUCACUUUCAGUCCAACAAAAAAAAUUAACUGAUCAUAGUGAACUAUCUGAGUCUUCAUAUGAUAAACGUAUACCACCUUGUAUGAGCGGAUCAACUGACGAAUCAGUUGUUAUUUCUGAAAAGGAUAAUUCUGAAGAUAUUAAAAUAAACAACCAAGCAGUGAAAGCCAAGGAAUCUUGGGAUAAUUGUGAAAAAUUUACAGAAAAAUUGAUAGAUGUCAACCUUGCACCAGGUAGUGAAUCUCUUGAUGCUUCUGAAAAACCAGUUCCUAUUGACGUUCAUAACAGUGUCUUAAAUGUAAAUCACAGUACAGACAUUUUAGAAAGAUCAAACGACCGGGACUCUGCUGAUGACACACCACAUGUUGCAGCCUCAAGCUCCACCAGCAAGGCUGAAGGCAGCGAAUUAUCUAAGAGCUCAUAUGUUAGCCCUAAUGUUGAAAACGAUGUCGAGCGUCCAUCAUCAAGAAAACGCCUGCAACUUGACCGAAGUUCCUUUAAUAAAAGUGAGAAAGCCAAGGCUGCAGUUGAGGCUCUACUAGGAGAAAGUCCACAAAAAUCCCCUCUGAAGAGCAGUUCUAUAGCAUCUAACAUUUCUGUUGCAACAUCAUCUUCAGAGCCUCUUGUUAGUGUAUCCAAUAAAUUGUUGGAAUGUAAGCCUUCUUUGGAAGAUUCUGCGCCAGCUUCCAAAUUGGGUUUGUCUCCAUCUCCAUUACAGAAGGCAUCUGUAGAAACUUUGCUUGAAGUUCUUCCCUCUGAUGCUAUGCAUAGGAUACCAAAUACCAGCCUGGAUAUCGAUCCUCGUCCAUCUCUUAGCGCCGACAAUGAACCCACUAGUCCAUUAUCAUCUAAAUCGUUUCCCGAGACAGCCGCUAAAGCAGAUUCUCCUGAAAUGCCAUUAGACAGAAAGGUUAUUGAUGUUCCUUCCAGCCCAGGCCGAAGAAUUACGACUCAGGAAGCAGAAGUGGCAGGCAUUGGGCCUGCUUUGUUUUAUGACCAGGCAUGUGAUGAUAACAGUUCAAGUAAUAAUGAUUUAUCACUUGAUCAAGUACCAUUUGACUCUAGAGCUUCAGUUACUGACACCAAUUGCGGCCAUGUUUCCGGUGUCAACAGGGAUCGUGAACGGCUGGUGUGCAUGUCUGCAGAUGAUACCGGUACUAGUGAGAAACUGCAGAAGGUUGAGAUUAGCCAUGAAAAUAAAGAUGAGAAUUCAAGUCUUGGUAAUCAUCAUCCAAGUGAAAAAAUGCAGGGUAGUUCAUCCUUGAAUCUCGCAUGUAGUUCAGAACUCGGCAAAUCUCUAACCUCGUCUGUUCAACCAAGUAAUGAAAUGGAAGAGAAAAAAACAGAUUCGCUGGUUGUUGAUGUAGAUGCUAAAACCAUACCUGACAACAGCAAAAAAAGUGAUCAAGUGAUUCCUUGCCUUCAACAUCAGGAACUGAUUAGCAGCCAUACCGCUGAAGGAAACGGUUUUCACCGAGAAAAUAGUGCCCCGCCCAUAGAGCUCAGAGGAGUCAAGAAAACUACAAAAAAGCGAAGGAAUUCCAUCGAGACUUCCUCCCCAGAGAAGAACCUCCGGAGAUCAUCUCUCAGAAGCCGACGCAAUAGCCUGCAAACAUUUACUGCAGCUCCCCAUGUUCUUCCAGGUAGUCUGUUGAAGAAUAACUCGAGGCAAGAAACAAGUAAAGAUUUAGUAGUUACUCGCCUUGCUGAUGUGCAAACUACAGAUGAAUGCGAUCGAGGGGAACUUUCUACCUGUGAAGAAAAAUCAAGAAAUGAAAAUGAAGCUAGUGAGAAACUUGAUGGAUCUCCUGAUACUGUUGUGGCAUUUAGUAUUACAUCAGAAAAUGCUGCCGGUUGUGAGGCGAGUUCUGUUCCCUUGAAUACUACUGACGCAUCAAAGGAUACCCAGGUUAUACAAGAUGAUGGGUUGCAGAGAAUUGAGGACUUGGAUGCCGAGUUAGCUAGUGCUUCUCUUGAGCGCAGAGCAGCAAUUCCCAAAAUUGAGGACUCUAAUACUGAUUUGGCAUGUACUUCUAGUGAGAGCAAUAUAAUUUCCAAUUGCGAUGCCUCUGGAAUUGCUUCUGAACUAAACGAGGAUAAUGAUGAUGAAGCAUGUGCUCGAGUGCUAAGAGGGCGUAUUAUUGAACCGAAGAGAAGUGAAACCGCCAAGAUUUCAAGUAAAGCUAAAUUAUCAUUCAAUGAUGCACUUGAUAGUGCUGAAUUAAUUGAACAUCCUUCAGUUGAAACUAAACCUACCUCAACGAAAAUGGCGCCUAAUACAAAACAGAUGAGAGUUUCAUCAUCAUAUUUGGCACAUAAGCGGUCUAAAGACCCCCGUACCAAAUACCGAAUACCAUCAAGAACAGAGUGUCUGAUUGUCCAUCCUCCUCCCUAUCGUUUGCCCGUGAUUGUAACCGAUGAUAGAAAGGCAGUAAAAAUGAAGAAUCGUACGGCACGAAAUCAACUCGUGAAAGUCGUCAAUCUUGAAAGGCGUGAUGUGCUCGAGACUGCAUAUCUUGGAGAUGGAAAAGUCAUGAGAUAUCCUCUGAGAAAAGUAAAGGCAUCUGAAUCUCAACCUGCUGAACUUCAGGAGGACGCAGUUGAAGUCAAGAAUCUAGUGGCCAAAGAUGAUUCUGCCCAUGCCGGAACGAUUUUAAAGUCGUCAAAUACGAUUUCAGAAACUGGUGAAUUGGGUGAUCUGAGUUGUCCUAAUGAAACCUUGUCGUGUGAUGUUGUUCUCUCCACCAGUAAAAUUGUCAGCAAAACUCCAACAAUUCCUCCAAUUACCAAAAAUGUUGGUACCAACUCUGAAGGAGGUGAUGCGAGUAAGUCGGUUGCAGAAGCAGAUAGUAGCAUUUCGAACUUGCAGGACAACCGUGAGGAUGAGACAGCAAAACAAGGACGUAAGAAGCGUCAACCGAAAGCUUCUCAGAAACUAAUUGAGAGCUUAGAAUCUGGAAGCUUAGACCUCUUCAACAUGAGUAAGCUGCUUGUUGACAAACCAGUACUGGAAAUGCAUGAUACGAAGAAAGCAAAAGACGCGUCUCAACAAGAAAUUAGUGAAGCUACUACUGCUGACAAAGUGGCUCCCGAUCAAGAACAAACGACGUCAGCAGUUGCUGAUGGAAUUAACUCAAAGUCCGCAAGUCAAAAAUCCGCCACAGUACGGAAAAAAAGACCGCUAGAUGACAGUAUUCCUACUAAUACCAAGAAAAGAAAGAAAGAAGAUAGGAAAACUUUCAGCUGUUGUGAAAUUAAUUUUGAAAAUGCGUUCGACCUUCAACGACACAUGGUCAAGAAAGCUAUGGAAGGUGACGCUGAACAUUCAGAGAAGUUGCAGUCUCAAGGCUAUAAUAAAUGUAAACGUUGCCCUGCUUGGAUCCGCGACUCAAUGAUGGCCAUUCACUUGCAAAACAUUCACAACGAUUCCAGCAAUUCCACAUCAAAAUUAGAAAUUCAGACAAUGGUUAUAAAACUAAAGAAACAAAGUGUCCCUGUGAAAUUGAGUACAGAAACUACACAAAACAAAUCAGAUUUAUCAGCAAGAAAGAAUUUCAGUUCAAAGCAAAAACCAUUCGUGGAUCUCGGGCCCAGAAUUUCCGUGUCUGACAACAAUUAUCUGAGUGAUGAUACUGAGAAUCGUGCAACUGAAAAUACAAGUAAAAAACCCGUUUUGAAAAGCAUCCUGAUUAAGAAAUCCCAAUCUGUUAACAAGACUAAAAAUAAGAAGAGUGUGACCUUGUUCUCCCAGGAUGAUCUUGACAACGACUCUGAGAAUAACUGUGAGGAUAAUCCGGCCAGCACUGUCACCUCUUAUUCACCAUCUUCCUCUUCAUCUGAUGAUGAGACAAGCCAUCAUCAAAAGCCGGGUUACAAGAAGAAAAAAUCUAAAAAAACAUCUGGGACAAUUGAUAGCUUUGAUGAUCGUGAUAAUUACAAACCUUAUUCUAAAAAAGCUCGUGCUUUUAAUCCUUUAUCUGACGAUUCGUUUAUCGGCCACACAGAAAACACAAGAGCUCAGAUUAAAACCAAGUCCAGCUUGCGCAGUAGCCGCAAAAGCUUCCCUGAAAAGCCCAAUUCGUCGAAAGUAAAAGGAAAGGAUCCAGAAGAUCAUUCGUCAUCCUCUAGUGAUGAUGAAAACAGUGAUUAUUCAACGGACGACAGUUAUAAUUCUGUUGAUGAAUACUCAGAUUCAUCUUAUGAUGCCGAGAGAGAGAAUGCUCCACUAGUGGAACUGCAAUUGUUUUCGUUCGCAACCGAUGACCUAGCAGUUCUUCUAAUGGAUCCAAAGAACCCCAAACUCAAAGUAUUUGCCACCAUGGGCUCCAUUUUUGUGAGUGACGUGUCGCUCGAACCUGAGAAAAAACCUAUGAGCUACUUGACGGAAAAUAAUAAUGUUAUCUACGUUAGUCAUCACCACAAUGUGUUUCCGAAUGUAAAAGAUAUCAUGCAUUUCAUUCCGAAACCAGUUGUUGUUAUGAAAAUGACGAGAAUGGAAGCAAAUGCCAUUAAGCGUAAUUCAUCAAACAUGGCGGGCAAUAUUCUUAAAGAAUCCAACAACACGUCAAGCAAUCAAGUAUCUUCGAGCCACAAUAGAGUUGCUGAGCUGUUAUCAGAGAUCCUCUCCAAAUCGGUCAAAUCUUGUGAGCCAAAUAGAGUAGAUAAAACGGAUUUUGCUACGGUUAAAAAUUACCUCGUUGAAAAACAAUCCAGUGGAAAGACAGAGUCCGAGAGCCCCAGAGUUCGUCCUGUGAAACCGUCAAGACGUAAGAAGGAUGAAAAAUUGCAAGUUCUCUCUGGAAAUUUACAGCAGCCUUUAAGUUCUUCAAGCCCCCUGCCUCAGUCUGUUAAAUGUCCAGUUUAUGUCGAAUCCCAUAAUAAAUCUUCAAACUUAGACAUGACCGGACUAUCUCCUGUCAAGAUUCCUGUGGAACAUUCUGGACAAAAAAUAAGAUCUCCGUUCGCAAAGGGCGAUGCAGACUUGCUGCAGCAGCUGGUCUCAUCUACCAUCCAUUCUCCUUGCGAAGUGGAGAACUGGGACGACAGUCAAAACAAUCAGUAUGGGCCAAUUUUAACGUAUGAUGCCGAGUCAUCUAUCACUGUGUCCGCUGAUGAAAUGGUCCUGCAAGCAAAUGAAAACGAAAAUGAACACAUAGCAGAUACUAAUUCUGUCUCUUCUCCUUUAUCUUCUCGUCGCAGAAAUAAUCAUCAGAAUUAUUUCACCGAAGUGUGUGAAGUUGAAUACCAAGAAAUCUCACAACGCGUAAGUGAACAUGAAGUCAUUGGUGUACCAAUGAGUAGUGAGACCGAUUGUGAAACUCGUUCCGUGAUCAAUGCUACGGAUUCUUCUGCUGUUUCAAAACCUGCUGGGAAAAACCAAAACUUGAAAUGGUCAUUCUUAGAUGAGGACAGUGACGAAUUUUUGAAUACCCUGGAAUUCACGGAUACUCUUCAAAGUCCUACUCGUUUUGAUAGUUCCGAUGGAAAUGAAUCGAACGAAGGACGACUUAGAAAUAUCAGUGGCCUUUCGAAACAAUCAUCCAAGAGAUCUGGCUUGGUUAUUGGUCAGGAUUCUUCAUGUAAUACCGCCAACGCAUCUAAUGAGAAGACGUUCCUUGAAAGCACUUCUGAGGCUGGGCCUCAUGAUUCACUCGAACUUAAAUCUGAUAAACAUUCAAAGAAACAACGUUAUGGCCAAAUUAGAUCAAAAUUAGCUGAUGAUGUUUCAAUUAAGGAGAAUGUGUUGCAGACACCAGUCCAUGAUGUGCGCCCACGUCCUACCUUCAUUUCUCCCCCGUGUCGUAAGAGACUUCAGUGUUUUGACGAGACCGAGGGUUCACCAAAUAGACUGUAUUCCAAACUAGCUUAUUCAACCCUCUCUGAUAAUGAUAUUUUUGGUCUUUGGCCAGAAGGGGCAUCUCCAAAAGCUAAUAAAGUCUCUAAUAACAAUAAUCGGCGAAGGAAAAAGUCACGAAGUUCUUCUACUGAGAGCUUUUCAUUGAAUCAAGCGGGGAGACUUCAUCGUUAUUCAUUGAAAUCUGAUAAACUCGCAUCAGGAAAUGCAGUGACAAGUGACUCUGCGGCUGAAACUUCGGAAGACGAAUCUAGACUCUGCUUCAAUACCUCAACAUUGACUGGAAAAGUACCCGUAAAAUCUCCGGACGCGGCCAACAAUUCAGAGCAUAGUCUGUCCUUGCGUUUUACUUCUCCCUCGCCAUCCGGUUCUGCGUCCGUUGCUGCUAAAACACGCAGCUCACUAAAGCGUCAGAAAUCACCCGAUGUAUCUAAGUAUAGUCCAGUGCCGUCUGAUAUUCUCACUCCAAAAAGCAGUAAAAUAAAGCUAGCUGUCUCGUUCGACGAUGGCUCAGUUCCUCUAGAGUUUUCUGUUGACUCCAUAAGAAGUAACGAUUUCUCCCCUAGAAGCAUGGCCAAUUUACCGGACGAAAACGCCUUGCUCUCUAAUAGGACCUCGCCAUUGCCCUGCUCUCCGACGGCCGCUCCUGCCGUGCUACCGUUCUUUGCUAACGAAGACGAUUUGGGCUGCAUCAGUGAUACAGAAUCCCAAUUUCGUGGAGUGAAAAAGUCUAAAAAACGAAAAGAGAAAAAGUAUAAGUCAAAGAAGAAGAAAAAAGAAAAACACCGACAUCAUUCAUCAUCACACAACGUCGAAAACAGACAUGAAAAUCAUGGAAUCAAGAUGAAAAUUAAUCUUAUUGGGAUGACUUCAGAAAUGAUGAGCCCCAUCAGCGCAUCACCUGAUCGCGGUUCAGCAUCAAGCCGUAUUUUCGAUACUCUUAUCGAAGACUCGAAGAAUUAUCCGGAAUCAAACUUUGACUGUCCAUUCACUGAGGUCCCGCAAUCAAGUAAUGUUCUUAUCACGAGUGCUUCAGAUUCCCCUUUACCUUGCAGAACUCCAUUGUAUCCAGAACCAUGUACUAUUGAUUCAGCUGAUUUUUCUGAAACUACUUCAUCAGCUGCCGAAGAUCUGGUAGUGAGCAACGAUGAUUUGCAAGCGGUUGCUGAAAAUGAUUCACUCUUGCCUGUAGUUGAUUUACUUGUCAAUAACAACGCAUCCUCCGCUGACGUGUUAGAUAGUAAAAAAUCUCAUUCGCAACCUUUAAGUAGUUCUUGCAUCCCGUCUCCUAACGCCAAGAAACAGCACAGCAAAAGCGACAAAGAUUUAUUUAAAAUACGUGGAAGAAUUGGCUCCGAGUCAGAUGAAGAACCUAAUGCCACUGGACAACGAAAUUUGAAAACGGAUGAUGGUGAAAUAGAGACAUCUGAAAGAUCUCCGGUAGUAACUGAAGAAAGAGAAGAAAGCAUGACAUGCACCUCAGUUGAAAAAGCCAUAUUAUCACCGAGACCGUGGAUAGGACGAGAUGCUAAGGUCCGAGCAGCUGUUCUCAUCCACGAUUUGCAGGAUGGCAUUACUAACUCGACUGUGCCUGCUAGCGGCACCCUUCAUGACGCGGCCAUCACCUUCUCUACGUCGCCUCACUCUGAGGUAAAAAGAAAUUCAUCUACUCAGGAUAGUACAAAUUAUAACGAAAAAGAGUCUCCUGAUACAUUCCAUGCUAAAAAGAGCCGAAUAAAUCAGGAUUUAUCUCUGAACGAAGAAGACUCUACGAAAGUUGGACAGCUCCAUUCCACUCCAAUUGAGAGACGGCCUGUGGCUGAUGCUGUCCCGACGUCGGAAGACCGAGCUUGGCAUUCUCGUGAUGCCAAGUUGAAGGCUCAAAUUUUAAUUUCGGAUCAGCAAUGCGGUAUUGUAAAUUCCAGCGUACUCACUGCACAGACUCCUAUUUCGACCUCAUCAACGAACGCGAGCGCGUUUUCUCCAAGUGACAUCCGUAAUUUCUUUCAGCCAACGAAAAAAGAGGUGGUCAGUGAUACUCCGGUUUCUGUAAAACCUGUCAAGAUAUCCCGACCUCAGCCUGAUAUCCGCUCAUUUCUGCUCCCGAAUACUGCCUGUGUUGAUGCAGAAAGUCCCGCCGUUUCAUCUAACAUUCCGCUUGUAGAAGCUACGAUCCCGAUAACAAAUACUGGUAAAAAGAAGCCAAGAAAACGUUCUCGUCGAGUCCCCGAGAAAUCUGAGCUUGAACCUGUGCACAAAUAUCCUCGCCCGAUGUCGCCUGCUUACGGUGCAUCCAUUCCUGUGCACAACUUGAAGAGUUGGUACGAAUCUCGAUGUAGUCGUUUGGCAGUUAUUGCGGGAGAAAUGCCUUCUGGUCCCGCUAACUUUGUAGGGUUUGAUUCCUUGGAACCUUACUCAGGGGCUCGUGCUCAGACGCUGCGUCACAUUAUUACUCUUUCAAACAUGAAGAAGUGGAAUCAGCAAUCUCGACCUUACCCAAUGCCUGUGGACCAAAUAUAUGACUGGGAUGAAGAUGAAGUCAUGCUUUCUUUGGACUUAUAGUUUUAGUAUUGAUUGGCCGUAGCAGAAGAGGUCAUUAACGUAUGCGACAUUUCUCCUCUCACGGACAAGAUUUCUGUCAUCGAAAGCUUGUCGCUAUCAUUCCUUCUGAUAUGAGUACAUCUUCGGUUUUUAUUAUAUUUCUACAAUCCAGUUUGGAGCCUGUAAACUGAACCUAGUAAGUCAUUUAGUUUUUGAACUGGAUUAGUAUGGUUGUAUGCUGGAAAAUUGGACAAUUUUUUAGGUAACCAAACUUCUUUUUGUAAUCUUUUGCAUAUUGAUCAUGCCUUCUUCGCAACUUUCGUCAUACGGUUUUUCUUUUACUACAUUUAUGCGAUGCUGUUGUGCUGCAUUAUUGCGUUUCAUUGUAUUGAAAUAUGUUUAUUUUUUAACUUUAUUAAGACCAGGCUUCUUGUUGAUUUCAUUGUAACUACAGACAUGAACGCUCUGACGAUGGAAACUUACCACGCCUUGUAUUGUUGUGUCAAGCUCAGCUUUCAUUAUGACUAUUAUUUAACACGUUUUUUUAUGUGAAGCCUUUGAUCUGAGUGAAAUAACUUAGCAUAAGUUAACAUAUGGAAUUUUUUAAUCAGUUGGGGUUAAUCUAAGUGGAAGUCCUAUUCGAAAUUUAACUACUAUGAUUUUAAUACCGGGUAUGGUGAACAAACCUGUGAUUUGAAUGAAGACCGUUUCCGUCGCUUGACCAACUGGUGAAAUCUCGAAGUAUUUGUAAAUUUUGUUUAACUGGAUAGCAAGUCUGUUGAUGUGGGUGAACAUAGCGAUUGCUCUGAUCCAAUCAGUCAGCGACUGUGAUUUGUACAGACUGUCGUUUGUCUUGUAAGUAGUAAGUACAUCCUCUGGUGCCUCACGCUCACAAAUGUAUAAUAAAUAUCUUACAGUAACAGUUAUUCUAAUGGAGUCUUUUUAUUUUGCUAGACACGAGUGUGUGUUAUACUAAUGAAAGCACCUGAGCGCCCUCCAAUGAUUGACCGAUGUCAUUAACAAGUUUAAAAGCCGUUGUGUUUAAGACGGCAAGUUGGAAGUUUCGAUUUGAAAUUAAAAAUUUCACAAAGGAAUCAAUGUGCCCGAGUUUAAUGUGCGUCUUUUAGACUACGAUCCAUAAGUUAUGGUUUUGUUUCUAUCUACUUUCGCGAGUUCUUUUAAUGUAAAUAAUAUAAAUACGUAGGUGUACAGUAUAUGAGCUUUCUGA